Molecule: messenger RNA, 606 nt
Organism: Hypomesus transpacificus
Lineage: Eukaryota; Metazoa; Chordata; Actinopteri; Osmeriformes; Osmeridae
Gene: rec114
Product: REC114 meiotic recombination protein
Exons: 5
Coding region: 1-606 (201 amino acids)
Source: RefSeq, a predicted model, not a curated record
AUGUUCGAGUCAAAUGAAGGUGCAGAUGAAUUGAUCCUCACUAUUGUGGAAUCUGGACACAUGCUGGUAUCACAGGGGCAAGAGCUUUUGGAGGGACUCUCCUUACUUAAUUCCCCAAGCUUCCUCAAAGUACAACAAAAAUCUGACACACUAUUAUUCCGUGUGACUGUAAAGGGGGAGAGUCGUCUGAUGAGGAUGCAGUUUAGUGGGAGCUGCAGAGCUGAGUCACUGGAGGAGUGUAGGAGUGCAGUGCUCAGACUGAAGGAGUACCUGCCCGUCAGUUCACAAGGGGGGGCUCCACCUCCACUCAGUUACUCCCCAGCUCCCAAUCAAACCCCCACAGAGACCACCACUCUUCAUCAACAGACCCUGGAAGGAGAAACGAUGGGACUUGGGCCUGAAGUCACCCAGGGGUCACUGUCUGUCAAGCAUCUAACACAGCACUUCCUGGGAGAGCGCGGUCUGUCUCUGCCCGCGCUGUACAACCACUGUGUCCUGCCACACGGGGAAAUGGAACCUUUCCUGCGCCUCAGCCUGCUUGACCCCAGCUUCCCUGCCUUUGUGGAGGAGGUGGAGGGAGAGCUCAGGAGAUUGCUCCAGGACUGA